Messenger RNA from Panicum hallii, 1560 nucleotides. Its product is annotated as probable peptide/nitrate transporter At3g43790. Gene Ontology annotation, biological process: transmembrane transport. NCBI's taxonomy places the organism in Eukaryota, Viridiplantae, Streptophyta, Magnoliopsida, Poales, Poaceae. Bases 16 to 1377 code for a protein of 453 amino acids. The record is from RefSeq and is a predicted model, not a curated record. Gene Ontology annotation, molecular function: transmembrane transporter activity. The transcript has 17 exons.
GCGGAGCGGGAGGGGAUGUUCCCCUACAAGGAGCUCUUCCUCAUAUGGCUCGUCACCCUCUGCUCCACCUUGCCGAUACAGAUGCUGUUUCCCUUCUUGUAUUUUAUGAUAAGGGACCUACAUAUUGCUAGAGAUGAAAAGGAUAUUGGAUUUUAUGCUGGUUUUGUUGGUGCUUCAUUUAUGGCUGGUCGAGCACUCACCGCUGUAAUAUGGGGAAUGGUGGCUGAUAAGCAUGGGCGAAAACAAGUUAUUGUAAUCACACUUGCUGCAAUAGUUAUAUUCAAUACUCUUUUUGGACUAAGCUCAACGUAUUGGAUGGCAAUAUUCACAAGAGCUCUGCUUGGGUUAUUGUCUGGGAUGCUCGGACCAAUCAAGGCUUACGCGACAGAGGCAUGCCGAAAAGAAUACAGUCAUUUGGGGUUAGCAAUUGUUUCUUCCUCACGUGGCAUAGGCCUCGUUGUUGGACCAGCUAUUGGUGGUUAUCUUGCACAGCCAGCAGAUAAAUAUCCAGGCAUAUUCUCUAAGAAGUCCAUAUUUGGGAGGUUUCCAUAUUUUCUACCCAGCCUAUCCGUAUCAAUCCUUGCAUUUGUCGCUCUAUUUUCCUGCUUUUGGCUUCAGGAAACUCUGCAUAAACACACCGGAGAUGUUACCAACAAUUCAAUUGAAACUGUAGAAGAUCCUCUUGCUAGUACAGAUGCUCAAGAAAAGAGCCAGGGUGGAAGUGGUGCGUUUCUACAAUUAUUCAAAAAUUGGCCGCUGAUGUCAGCUAUAAUUUUAUAUUCUAUAUUCUCUCUCCAAGAUGUGGCUUACGCAGAGGUAUUUUCUCUCUGGGCUAUCAGUGACAGGAGAUAUGGUGGAUUAAGCUUUUCCACUACAGAUGUGGGCAACGUUCUUGCAAUUUCAGGUCUCUUCCUCAUGUUAUAUCAACUUUUUAUCUAUCCAUCAGUUGCAAAAUUUGUAGCACCUAUCACAUUAGUUCGCAUAACAGCAAUAUUGACUGUACCGCUUCUUUCUAGCUAUGCGAUCAUGCCAGCAGUACUAUCAGGAUUCCCUCUACAUUUGGUAGUAAAUUGCGCAUCUUUUCUGAAGAAUGCUUUCUCAGUAAGUUCCAUUACCGUGUUCAAUGUCUUAAUUAAUGAUGCUGUGACUCAAGAUGUAAGGGGUCAAGCUAAUGGUAUUGCUGUAACAAUAAUGUCCAUCUCUAAAGCUAUCGCACCAGCUGUUGCAGGAAUCAUAUUUUCAUGGGCUCAAAAGCGUCAAAAAGCUUCAUUUCUUCCAGGCGACCACUUGGUGUUCUUUAUGCUAAAUGUGGUCACUGUCAUUGGCAUUGUGUUCACCUUCAGGCCGUUCUUUGUCCGAAGCAUCAUAAAUCAUUGAGAGAAUGAACAUAGGGCUUCAAUCAGCCUGCUCAGCCCACUGGAAGGUGCACCCUAAUGGCAUUGUGCAGCGACUAUAAUUAAUAGGCAAAGAAUUGUGUGGAUGGGAGUGACAAACCUAGGUUAGUUUUUUAAAGAAAAAUUAGGCUACUGGGAAUAGAGUCAAUACUCUGCGCAAUAUUAU